Molecule: messenger RNA, 1985 nt
Organism: Medicago truncatula (barrel medic)
Lineage: Eukaryota; Viridiplantae; Streptophyta; Magnoliopsida; Fabales; Fabaceae
Product: calcium-dependent protein kinase 1
Exons: 8
Coding region: 126-1676 (516 amino acids)
Biological process (GO): protein phosphorylation
Molecular function (GO): calcium ion binding; protein kinase activity; ATP binding
Source: RefSeq, a predicted model, not a curated record
AAUUUAGACAUAAAAAACUCCAAUUUAGUCCUUGUUGUACGCCGGCAACCUCGUCCAAGACACUACACACACUCUUUCUCCCCUCUUUCUCCGACAUUUCACUCUUCUCCAUUGACUUCAACUCAAUGGGGGGCAACUGCAGCACCGGCGCCGGCGCCGGAAUCAACACCACAACCACCACCCCCCAUUCCGAUCCUCCACCCAAAAACGCCCCAACAAUCCUCCCACAAAACUUCACUCCCUCACCCCCUCAACCACCCUUACCCACCACCACCCUCGGCCGCAUCCUGAACCGUCCAAUGGAAGACGUUCGCUCCAUCUUCAUCUUCGGCCGUGAACUCGGCCGAGGCCAAUUCGGCGUUACAUAUUUAGUAACCCACAAAGUUACCAAAGAACAAUUCGCUUGUAAAUCAAUCGCUACACGUAAACUCGUCAACCGUGACGAUAUCGAUGAUGUCCGCCGCGAGGUUCAAAUCAUGCAUCAUCUGACCGGUCAUCGUAACAUUGUUGAACUCAAAGGUGCUUAUGAGGAUAAACACUCUGUUAACCUUGUUAUGGAGCUUUGUGCUGGUGGUGAACUUUUUGAUCGGAUUAUUCUCAAAGGACAUUACUCUGAACGUGCUGCUGCUAAUCUUUGUCGUCAGAUUGUUACGGUUGUUCAUAAUUGUCAUACUAUGGGAGUUAUGCAUAGGGACUUGAAACCUGAGAAUUUCUUGUUUCUUGGUAAAGAAGAAAAUUCGCCUCUCAAGGCCACGGAUUUUGGUCUCUCUGUGUUUUUCAAGCCAGGAGACGUGUUUAAAGAUCUUGUUGGGAGUGCAUAUUAUGUUGCUCCUGAAGUGCUGCGCAAAAGUUAUGGGCCUGAAACUGAUAUUUGGAGCGCCGGAAUUAUAUUAUAUAUUCUGCUUUCUGGUGUCCCCCCCUUCUGGGCAGAAAAUGAACAGGGUAUCUUUGAUGCUAUUCUUCGUGGACAAAUUGAUUUUGCGUCGGAUCCUUGGCCUUCUAUAUCAAGCAGUGCCAAAGAUCUGGUCAAGAAGAUGCUACGAAAUGACGCUAAAGAACGGAUAUCAGCAGUUGAAGUACUCAAUCAUCCUUGGAUGAGAGUAGAUGGAGAUGCAUCUGACAAGCCUCUUGAUAUUGCUGUUUUGAGCAGAAUGAAACAGUUCCGAGCAAUGAACAAGCUAAAGAAAGUAGCUUUAAAGGUUAUCGCCGAAAAUCUUUCUGAAGAAGAAAUUAUUGGCUUGAAGGAAAUGUUCAAAUCCAUGGAUACAGACAAUAGUGGAACAAUCACUUUUGAAGAGUUGAAAGCUGGCCUCCCUAAACUCGGUAGUAAAAUGUCAGAGUCUGAAGUAAGGCAGUUGAUGGAAGCGGCUGACGUGGACGGUAAUGGAACCAUCGAUUAUAUUGAGUUUAUAACCGCUACCAUGCAUAUGAAUAGAAUGGAAAGAGAGGAUCACCUAUAUAAAGCCUUUGAGUAUUUUGACCAAGAUAAGAGCGGGUACAUCACAAAGGAAGAGUUGGAAUCUGCCCUUAAGAAGUAUAAUAUGGGCGACGAGAACACAAUAAAGGAGAUCAUUGCCGAAGUUGAUACAGACAACGAUGCAAGAAUUAACUAUGAUGAGUUUGUAGCUAUGAUGAGGAAAGGCAACCCAGAUAUAACCCACAGGCGUCGCAAAUAAGCUCUAUAUAAGCUGUUUUAGUAACAUGGAGUGAGAAUUGCAUUCAGCAGAGUUUACGCGCCUGUAGUGUCAAGGGAGCACUUUUGUGUAGCAUAAUUUUGGGCGUUUUCUUUUGCCUGUUAUUUGGCUGCAGAGAUUGGGCAUUUGUAUCUGAUAUUUUCAGUUCUAGCUGAACUGAGUUUAUUUCUACUGCUUGAGUAGACAGUAGACACAAAUAUGUACAAAUUCUGGAAGAAGAAAAACAGGUCAAUACCAUUUUCCCUAGUGAGGUCAAAAGAAAACGAUACAAUAUUUUUUUUGGUGAGUAAA